Messenger RNA from Monascus purpureus, 1738 nucleotides. Lineage: Eukaryota; Fungi; Ascomycota; Eurotiomycetes; Eurotiales; Aspergillaceae. The record is from the annotation of a GenBank genome assembly.
AAAACCAUUGACUCGAGUGUGUUCGUUGACUGUAUUACGGGGUGCUUUUUUAGAACCAGUUGCAACCAUGGUAGAUCACAAAGUCGCUCUGAUUGUCAUUGAUGGCUGGGGUAUCCCAAGUGCCAACUCUCCCCCCGAGGGCGAUGCUAUCGCUCUUGCGGACACUCCUUUCAUGUCUGGCUUCGCUGAGCCCAACUCCAAGACCGCUCAGGGCUACACCGAGUUGGAAGCUUCGUCGUUGGCUGUCGGUUUGCCCGAAGGCCUCAUGGGUAACAGUGAAGUCGGCCACCUGAACAUCGGCGCUGGUCGUGUUGUCUGGCAAGACAGUGUUCGCAUCGACCAGACGCUCAAGAAGUGUGAAUUCAACAAGGUCGAAAACAUUGUCAAAUCCUUCACUCGUGCAAAGGAAGGCAAUGGCCGUCUACACCUCCUCGGAUUGGUGUCCGACGGUGGUGUUCACUCCAAUAUCACCCACUUGAUCGGUCUGCUACAGGUCGCCAAGGAAUUCCAGAUCCCCCAGGUUUACAUCCACUUUUUCGGUGACGGUCGUGAUACCGAUCCCAAGAGCAGUGCCAAGUACAUGCAACAAUUGCUUGACAAGGCCAAGGAGAUCGGCACUGGUGAGAUCGCUACCGUUGUGGGACGUUACUACGCCAUGGACCGUGACAAGAGAUGGGACAGAAUUGAGCUGGCGAUGAAGGGUAUUGUCAACGGCGAAGGUGAAGAGAGCAUCGAUCCAGUUCAGACGAUCAAGGAUCGUUAUGAGAAGGGGGAGACCGAUGAAUUCUUGAAACCCAUCAUUGUUGGCGGCAAGGAACGUCGGGUUCAAGAUAAUGAUACCCUCUUCUUCUUCAACUACCGUUCCGACCGUGUUCGGGAGAUCACCCAGUUGUUGGGUGACUUCGAUCGCUCCCCUAAUCCCGACUUCCCCUACCCCAAGAACAUUCAUCUCACUACUAUGACACAAUACAAACCCGAUUAUACCUUCCCCAUUGCCUUCCCACCCCAGCACAUGGGCAACGUCCUCGCGGAGUGGCUUGGCAAGAAGAAUGUCAAGCAAUGCCAUGUCGCGGAGACAGAGAAAUAUGCUCACGUUACUUUCUUCUUCAACGGUGGUAUCGAGAAGCAAUUCCCAGGUGAGGAGCGGGAUCUGAUCCCCUCUCCCAGGGUUGCCACAUACGACCUCGACCCUAAGAUGAGCGCUGGGGCUGUUGGUGACAAGAUCGUUGAACGUCUUGGCGAGCAGAAAUUCGAAUUCGUUAUGAACAACUUCGCUCCGCCUGACAUGGUCGGCCACACCGGUGUCUACAAGGCGGCUGCCGAGGGUGUUACCGCCACAGAUAAGGCGAUCGGCAAGGUCUACCAGGCCUGCAAGGACAAUGGAUAUAUUCUGUUCAUUACGGCAGACCAUGGAAAUGCUGAGGAGAUGCUUACUGAGAAGGGCACUCCGAAGACCUCUCACACAACCAACAAGGUUCCCUUCGUUCUGGCGAAUGCCCCAGAAGGCUGGAGUCUCAAGAAGGAUGACGGUGUUCUCGGAGACGUGGCACCGACUGUUCUCGACGCAAUGGGCAUUGAACAGCCCGUGGAGAUGACCGGAAAGAGUCUUUUGGUCAAGGCAUAGAUUUGACUAGACGCACCCCCAUUUCUUUCCCUUUGCUCUAAAUAAUACCUACCAUGGUCUUGGUUAAAUCUAUAGAAAUGAGAUACGAUACAGGAUGGAUGUUAGCCGAGGGUA